Messenger RNA from Centruroides sculpturatus (bark scorpion), 3019 nucleotides. It is a transcript of the gene Gbeta5, whose product is annotated as guanine nucleotide-binding protein subunit beta-5-like. The transcript is spliced from 7 exons. Gene Ontology annotation, cellular component: cytoplasm; heterotrimeric G-protein complex. The record is from RefSeq and is a predicted model, not a curated record. Gene Ontology annotation, biological process: G protein-coupled receptor signaling pathway; G protein-coupled dopamine receptor signaling pathway. The coding region runs from base 40 to 789 and encodes 249 amino acids. Gene Ontology annotation, molecular function: signaling receptor complex adaptor activity; protein binding. NCBI's taxonomy places the organism in Eukaryota, Metazoa, Arthropoda, Arachnida, Scorpiones, Buthidae.
UACUGAAAGAAAUUUUUAAUUUAGGAACAUGCAGUCACUAUGCCUACAACUUGGGUUAUGGCCUGUGCUUAUGCUCCAUCAGGAAACAUGGUAGCAUGUGGUGGUUUAGACAAUAAAGUAACUGUAUAUCCUCUAAGUUUUGAAGAAGAUGUUUCAAGUAAGAAAAAAGCAGUUGGUACCCAUACAAGUUAUAUGUCUUGCUGUCUGUUUCCUAAUUCUGAUCAGCAGAUUCUUACAGGUAGUGGUGACAGCACAUGUGCACUCUGGGAUGUUGAAUGUUCUCAAUUACUACAAAGUUUUCAUGGUCAUACAGGCGAUGUAAUGGCUUUAGACUUAUCUCCUUCAGAAACGGGCAAUACGUUUGUUUCUGCUGGUUGUGAUCGACAGGCUCUGGUUUGGGAUAUGCGUACUGGUCAGUGUGUGCAAUCUUUUGAAGGACAUGAAGCUGAUAUAAAUACUGUAAAAUUUUAUCCUAGUGGAGAUGCUAUUGCUACAGGUUCUGAUGAUGCAACGUGUCGAUUGUUUGAUUUACGAGCAGAUAGAGAAGUAGCUGUAUAUUCAAAGCAAAGUAUUAUAUUUGGUGUCAAUUCUGUUGAUUUUUCUGUUAGUGGUCGCUUGCUAUUUGCCGGUUAUAACGAUUACACCGUUAAUGUAUGGGAUACAUUGAAAUGUGUUCGUCUGAAUAUUUUGUACGGUCAUGAAAACAGAGUAACUUGUUUAAAAGUCUCGCCAGAUGGAACUGCAUUAUCCACCGGAAGUUGGGAUUUUACAUUAAGGGUGUGGGCUUGAACGCUUUGCUUUGUAGAAAAGGAAGGAAGGAUUAUAGCACCAGAAGAGCUAUCCGAAAACAGCACCUGGUGAAUUCCGUUAGGAUGUGAACAUUCCAUAUCCAUCUUUCUUUUGUAAUAAUCAGAUCUGGGUGUUCAGACUCCAGCUCUAUCUACCAAAGAUUCGCUUACAAUAGAAUUACUGCCUGCUGGCCCCUUUAUUGUUUAGGAUGUGACGUAUAUCAAUAUGUUAUGGCUGCCAGGUAGGUAUUUGCUGCCAAUGCGUGUUAUGUACUGUACCUAGGCUUUCACGAUUAUACGGACGACGACUUUAUUCGGCGGAUUAUAACCAAAUGACUAAUUGUCUAGUAGGCAUCAUCUUCCUUAUCGAUUUAAUUGUACUUAAUAUAUUUACGAAUAGUUUCCGGUUUAUUUUUUCAGACGAAUACAUUAAAAUAGGUAACGACGAACCGAUUAAACCAACUUUUUACGGAUUAAAAUCGAUCUCCACCUCUACUUAAAUUGCUAGAUAAUUUUAUGUCAUUCUUUGGCGGAUCGACAUUUCUGUAAACAAUAGAAUGCGUUAAGUUAUAAGUUAUCAAGGGGACCACUUCUGAUAUUCUGUGAACGUAAAUUUGAUUUAAUUAUCUGCGUUGUCAUUUUAAUAUAAAUAGAGAUAGCAUCCUCAUAAACUUCAUAUAUAUAUAUAAUAUAUACACUAUAUCCGGAUAGCUUUGCAUAGAAGAACUAUGCAUAACAUUUCCUUGAUCUUUUCAACAGCGUUAUUUUCACGACGGAACGUUUUAGUUGGAUUAUAGUCAUUACGCUUAUUUUACCAUGAAAUUAUUACGAACUUUUUGUGGCAAUAUAUUAACAUCCGGAUAGCUUAAGACAGACGAAAAGCUAGUCAUUGUUUCGUAUUGAUUUUAGACAUAUCAUCUAUUUAUUUCUUUUGUUUUUUAUCUUUAGAUAUUUAUAUCCAAUUAUUUUGUUAUAUUGGACGAAUUUUAAAAGUUCUAACGGGCCAUAUUUUAAGUCAUUCGUCAACAAUCUAGAGCUUCGAGUGUAGAAAGAUAGCUUUUGUACCGAAGCGGUUCGUGUGGGCAUAAUACACUUCCUAGAUUAGACGGGUGAUAAGAUUUAGAGACGAGAAAACCCGGGCGUCGUUUAAAAACAUUUAGUACGCAGCGAACGAGAAAAACAAUUAACCAAAACAACAGCCGGGAAACCAUUUUAUGUGAUAUCUGUACAGAGUGAUAUGUGUAAGUAGAUCAAUUAAUAGUCGGCCAAUCAUCUUCAUAAAAUGAAUAUUUUCAUUCAUUGUGUAAAACGAGUCGAGAUUGUUGUGAAUUUUACUCAGCUGUAAACUGUAUAAUAACCGAAUAUAAAAUAAAUUACUGGUACUGUCACACCACGCAAGCUAAAUUAUAUUGAAUUCGUUUGAUGUAUAUAAAUAAAUAGGAAUGUCAGCGAUGCACUAAAUAUAUGCCAUUUAAUAUAUUAUGUAAUAAGACGGUAGAUUUAAGAGUUAGAAAGGAUUUGAAAAACUAAGUUUGUAUAUUCGGUGGGUGGCAUUUUUCUUCCGUCGUCCCGCACUCCGGAUCUUCGUUAACACGGAAGAGACUAGUUUCGAAAGUCGGAUGCGCUUAAAUUUGAAUAUGUAUCUUUAAAACGGUAACAAUGCUGCCAAAGUUGUACGAGAAUAACUUUAGCCAUCUCUAUGUUUAUCUGUAAGGUAUAUCGUCUAAUUAGUGACUACGAAUUCACCCCCCACCGCCAUGGCCUCCACGCGUCUUUUAUGAUUAAACGUUAUAACAAAAGUAAUUUCGCCGGUAAGGUCGAAGUUUAUACGGAUGUGAAAUGAAUUCGAUCGAGGGGCGCCAAGAGAAAGAAAGCAGUAGUCACGAAUUAGACGUUAAUUGAGUGAAAGUUUUGUGACCAUUGUGUUAGUUUUCUUUUUGUUUGGUUAACCAACGAUUCCGGUGCAAUAUUUUUGUAUCUUUGUUUAAGUACAGUACAUCCCGUGCAAUAUUCGUUCUCGCAUUCCCUGUACCUCGCGAAUUUUUUUCCGACUGCAAAGAGAUAUAGCUUGGUUUUCCUAACGACUGCAUUUAUUUAUUUAUUUAUUUUAUUUUUUGCUUUUUUGUCAAAAAUAGAAUUGUAAAAAGAGAAGUGUCAAGUAACUGAUUGGAUACUCUCUUACUUUUUCAAAGUUUCGUUCUGAUAAAAUAAAUAAAAUUUGCAACCAUCUC